Molecule: messenger RNA, 2696 nt
Organism: Vespula vulgaris
Lineage: Eukaryota; Metazoa; Arthropoda; Insecta; Hymenoptera; Vespidae
Gene: scaf
Exons: 12
Coding region: 115-2493 (792 amino acids)
Biological process (GO): proteolysis
Molecular function (GO): serine-type endopeptidase activity
Source: RefSeq, a predicted model, not a curated record
CUAUAAGAGAAGAAGGGAUAUGAAACCAUCGCCAGUUAUAUUGACUUUCUUUUAAGCGACACGUGUAUACGCAUAUUCCACACAGGAGGAUACAGAGAUUAAAAAGUGCUCAAAAUGAGAACACCAUUAUGGAUACUUCUGAUUGCAUUAAUAUUAAAUGCAUGUACAAAUGGGCUUCCUUACAACCAAAUUCCAGAAUAUUACACACCACAACAAUCGUCUUGGUAUAAUAAUAAACAAGAUCAACAACAAGAUAAUAGUUUUUCUAAUACUUCGCCACACGUUUUGCAAGAACAACAAGUCGGUGAAUUUGGUACAGGUUGGAAUCAAUUAAACCCUCCACUUUAUAUCAGUCAAUCCGAUUUAUAUUCUGGUUCAAUAUCUCAAAAUACAGACGCAUCAGAUUUUAUUACAUUUUCUCAAUCAAACUUAAAGCAAGAAGAAAUAAUCGAUGAUGGAUUAAGUGUGUCUUGUAAUGGAGAUAAUAAAAUUUGCGUAGAUAAAGAUCUUUGCAUAGAUGGAUACGUUAAUUUCGUACAAAAAGAAUUAAUUCGUGAUAAGCAGCAGAUUCAACAAUGCAAUCUCAAAUAUAACGUAUGUUGUAUUGUAAAAGAUUAUUUCGAACAAUCAUCAUCUGAUGUUGGUGACACAAGUAUUCCUUUCUUAGAACAAAGUGAUUAUCUUGAUGUCAGUCCCAUAACCAAUAGUCAAGGACAUAUUCAUCCAGAACAAGUAGAUCAACAAAAUCUUUUGAUCGAUUUAAAUCCAUCUCAGGAUGUAGAAUCAACAAUAGAAAAUGGUGUUAAACAGAUUGCAAUUCAACAACAAGUUACUGAUUUUAAUAAAGCUACAGAUAUAGGCUCAGGUACUGCAGUACCUCCAGGAUCAUCAAUAAGUUCUAGCACUAAUUUAGAUAAUGUAUUUACUAAAGCUCAAGGUAGUGAUAUAGCUUCUACUAAAGUACAGUCAUCAUCAGAUUUACCAAAUUCAAGAUUUACUGAUUUCCAAGUACCAUUACAAUUAGGAUGUGCAGCAGCUUUACUUUGCGUAGAAGAACAAUUUUGUACUAAAGAAGGAGUAAUUAGCACACAGCCUAUCACAUUUACAGAAAAAGAUAUUCUACAGCGUGUUCCAUUAAGUAGUUGUAAAAAUUCUGAGAAUGGGAUUAUUGGAAAAUGCUGUCGUGAUCCGAAUUAUGUAGAUCCAUGGCCGACGGGUAAUUUACCAGCAAAUUAUUCUGGUGGUUUUGAUGAACAAGGAUUUCCAACAUUUUUAAAUAUAGCAAAAGUACGGCCACCAAAGAAGCAAACUAGUGCUACAAAAACAGCAUCAACUAUUAAGCCUUCAGUGAAACCACCUACACUUACCAAUGAAUCAAUUCUCACUAUUAAAUCAUCUAUUCCAACAUUACCCACGUUACCAAAUGAAAAUAAUUACGAAGUUUCUGAUUCUUCUAUUCAUAUACCUAAACAAGUCACUGGACCAUUAUAUCCUCCACAAAAUCCAUUGAUACUAAAUGAAACACCUUCUAUUGUACCAAGACCAUUUACAAAUAAUAUUUAUAAUACUGCAUCCAGCAAACAAAAUUCUGUAUUGGUGCCAUCUCAGCAAAUACAAAAUGAAUGUGGAGUACGAAAUAGUGUUUUACAUACAGAAAAAUUAGAUAAGCCUGUAACGUCUUUUGGUGAAAUUCCAUGGCAAGCAAUGAUAUUGUCAAAUAAACAUCGCAGUAUAUUAUGUUCUGGAGUAAUAAUAACACCAAGCAUUGUUGUAACAACAGCUUAUUGUGUAAAUGGAAUUACACCACAAGAAGUUUCAGUAAAAUCUGGAGAAUGGAAAUUAGGAUAUGAACUUGAACAUGAAGAACCACUUCCAUUCGAAAUAACAAAUGUAUCAUCUAUUGUUACCCAUCCAAAUUAUGUGCUGGGAUCUUCUGUGAAUGAUAUUGCAGUUCUCUACUUAGAACAUGCUAUAGCAAAAAACACACAUGUAAAUCCAUUGUGUCUGCCAAAUUCAAUUGAAACUCAAACAUUAAAUAAAUGCAUUGUAACAGGAUGGGGUCAAGCAAUAAUUAAAGUACAUGCACUUGGUGCUGUUAUGAAUAGUCUUGAUGUUGACAUUUUAUCACCUGAUGUAUGUAUGCAACAUGCAUCUGGACAAAAAUAUAAUAUAAAUAUAGAAUAUGGAACUUUAUGUGUAAAAUCACAUAAUAUAAAUCAUAAUAUGUGCCAAACUGAAAUUGGUGGACCAUUAGCUUGUCAAAGAGAAAACGGAAUCUAUGAACUUGCUGGACUUUAUAGUCAAGAUAAUGGUUGCUCUUCCACCAAUCAAAUUGCAAUUUUUACACCUAUUGAUAAUGAUUGGUUAAAAAAAAUGAUAUAUUAUAAAGAAAAAAAUAUAUCUUCUCCAACAUUUAAUAUAAAAGACGACUCAUAUGACUAUAGGAAAAGUAAUCUUCCAUCUGAAAUAAAUCAAUAUUUACCACCAAUCUAGCAAGAAGAAUAAAUUCUUCUCAGUAUUUUCUGAUACAAAUAUAUGAUUUUUAUAAUAAAUCAAUUCUUGUAUGCUCUCUAUAAUAUCAGAAGUAGCUCGAUGCUUAGAUGUUUUUGGAGGAAUAGAAUUAUAAAUUUGUGGAUUCCAUCUUCUGUAAAAUAUAUAUGUAUAUAAAGUUAUGAAUAAAAUAUAUAUAAAAUAGA